UUCAAGUGUUUGUUUUUCUUCUCUCGUUUUUCGUGUCUCACAGUUUCCCUUGCAAUAUACUUGUGCCGUCGAUCGAACACUCCGUCUUUUGCCUAUCGUAUCAACUCACCCGACGCCUCUCAACUCCCCUAUCUCGUCUGUAAGUAUUUACUUGUGUGAGUCAUCAACGACGCGACACGACAACGUGACAGGCAAGCAAGAAUCAGAUGCUUCUGAUCGUUUAUCUCCUCAUAUCGGCUUUACACACCGAAGCGUCGCCGCUUCGCUUUCUCUCCGACCUCUCCGACUCUGUUGUCAUACUCCACACCAGCGUCUCAUUUCAUUGUCACGCCGACAACGACGGAACGUCGGAAAUCGACGUGCGCUGGUCUGUAGACGACGCGGAGAUCAACAAUUCGAGCGAGCAUCGAAUAUUGAAUAAUGGCACUCUGCGUUAUCCGAGAAUUAGCUUCCCUGGGGUUGUGGUCUCGUCGUCUUCUGUCUACAGAUUGAGGUGUCGGGCGUCGGAUGUGAGUGGGAGUAUUAUUAGCAGGGAGGCGAAGGUGGAGUUUGCGUAUCUUGCAGACUAUUCCUCAUCUGCCAGGUCUACUUCAAAAGAAAUUGUCAAGAACAACACGGUCUAUCUCGAAUGCCCCACCCCAUUCCCAAAAAGCAUUCCACCAGCUCGAGUAAUAUGGAAGAAAGACGGCAAGAAAUUUGAUGGUGGACUUGAUCUUGGUCCUCACACAACCACCUUACAGAUACCAUCAGCAAAUGCAAGCCUAGCUGGUUCGUACACUUGUAAGUUUCGAAAUGACAUGCUGCAGACGUCAGUUGUCAGUCCACCAGUGAAACUAAAGAUCAUUGACCCUUUCUUUGAACUACACUUCGUCACGCCAAGUAGUUAUAAUGUUCUUGUAACAUCAGGACAGUCUGCAUUGCUUCAGUGUGUCGCUGCGGAUAUGACUCCACCGUCUAUCAGUUGGGAGAAACGUGUAGGCGAGCUUCCUGCUGGUCGAGUGAAAUUUAUUGGGAGCAAUCUGAAGAUUGAGAAUGUGGUGAGCAGUGAUGAUGGGUACUAUGUCUGCAAUGCUGGGUCUACACAUUCACAGUAUGUCAAAUUGAUUGUGGAUGACGUUCCUGUAAUUGAAGAGUUCAGUCCAUCAUCUGAACAUGCACUUGUUGUUCAGAGGUCAUUCACCGUCAGGUGCACAGCACGUGGUAAACCGCUGCCUCAAAUUCAGUGGGCAUUCAAUGGAGCAGCCAUCAACCAAUCAGAGUUAGCUCAUCUAGGCAUCGUAAAGAGACAAGUGUCCGCAUACGAGUCGAACGUAACAGAAGAAUUAGAUAUCAAGAAUGUGUUGAAGUCACACGAGGGAUACUACCAAUGUUUUGCAUCAAACGUUGUUGGCGAUACAUAUAGAACGAUGUUUCUUCGCGUUGACGUUCCUCCAAGCCUUCUUGUUCCUCCUCAUGAAUCGGUCGAAGUCCUUCAAGAUCAAUCGUUCAGUCUCAUCUGUUCAAUGUCUGGCAGUCCUCCACCGUCUAUAACGUGGACACUUGAUGAUCACGAUAUUACAGCAGACAGUCAUAGAACGAUAAGGAAAACUGAAGCGAGGGACAAGACGGAGGAAAUGUUGUCUGUUGUUCAUGCCGAUCAUGUUGAUUCGGGUGUGUACGUUUGUCGUGGAAAGAAUGUAGCUGGUUCAGCGGCGUCGCUUGGGAGUAAUGUGGCUGUUUAUGUUGGUGCCAAGAUCACCAACAUUUCGAGUGUUAAUGGCAAUCUUCAUCAAACUGUAACACUGGACAUCAAAGUCAUUGGCCUACCAACUCCCACAAUCCGGUGGUACUUCCAUCAGUCACAAGAGCAGAUCACGUUCCACGAUCGUUACGAAGUCUUAGACAGUGGAUCAUUGAGAAUAUCAGAGCUACAGUUUGGUGAUGCCGGACAGUAUGAUGUGGAAGUUGAAAACAUAGUUAACAAGCAAAAACACACGGACAAGAGACAGCUGAUGUUGUCAGUUUCUCCCAUUGUAUCGAAACACGAAGGCAUCGUGACUCAAAGUGUUGGUGAAUCUGCGGUCAUCAACUGUUCUGUUCAAUCGCAUUCAAUUCCGUCGUCUAUUGUCUGGUACAAAGAUGGAACUGAGGUUUUGGCGUCUGAUGGAGAGAGGAUAUCGUUUAAUGUUGUGAGAAAGGAAGAGUCGUAUAGUUUGACAAGUCAGUUGGUGAUUGGAGAACUCAGCGAUGAAGACAGCGGUAACUACAGCUGUGUGACUGAUAUGGAUGGGAGAAAGUUGCUGUUGGAUACAGUGGAGUUGGAAAUUGUUACUCUGGCAACAGCAAGUGCAGUAAAGAAAGGUUUUCCUGACGCCGCCAUUGCUGUCAUUGUUGUGGUGCUGGUCUUGGUUGGUGUCGCUCUUGGUAUUGCUGUAGUGGUAUGGCUAUGGAAAUAUAGAAAAGACACAAGCCUUGAGAAGAGUAUGACAAGUCAAGUUCAACUUGAACGGGUCAUGCGACAUUCAGAUCAGACAAGUCCUGGUUUCUACGCAUCGUCUGGUCCUCAUCCUGCUCUUGAGAUCGAUGUGGACGACACACAAGCAGAUGCAUCUGCUCACCAGGAUGCUCACAGAGACGUCUCGUUUUCUUCAUUUCGUCGAAGACCAGGGCAAGCUGGAGACUCGCCUGAUAGAAGGCAACAACGUGUACAAGGACGUAGGGCUGCUGGGUAUGGGCGGCGGAGUGCAGGAGCAGAGUCGGCCGACUUACCACCGUAUUCUGAAAGAGAUCCACUGAGGCAUACAGAUCAGCCAACGUCAGAGACAACGGAGCCGACAACAACUGCCAUCUCAACUGACGUCGAUGCCUUCUCUGAUCAGAAACGAUUCAGCUAUCGAAGCGCUAGCAGCUGCCACGAACAGGCACCAGCCACAGAAACUACCAAUCAAGAAGCCACAGACAUUAGCACCGUCGUUUGAACCAAAAUUGAAGUUUGGAACUUUGAAUGAGCUUAGUUAUCAUAUUGUGUUGAUUUUAAUGUUUCAAAUUUCUUAGUACUGAUAGUUAGGUACAGUAGCAAUAAUGUAGGACAUACAGCUUUCCGUCUAGAACAGUUACUACAAGAUGUCGUGUGUAGUGCGGAUGUCCAGUUGACACACAUAGAGAUUGAGAACUAUUUUUGAGGUGGGCAAUCUCGCACUAUGAUUAAAAAGAUUAAUAGAAAUACAAUUGAAACAUUUGUUCGAUUAA
Messenger RNA from Corticium candelabrum, 3228 nucleotides. RefSeq names its product hemicentin-1-like. The record is from RefSeq and is a predicted model, not a curated record. The transcript is spliced from 12 exons. NCBI's taxonomy places the organism in Eukaryota, Metazoa, Porifera, Homoscleromorpha, Homosclerophorida, Plakinidae. Bases 207 to 2957 code for a protein of 916 amino acids.